CUUGUGUUGCCAAAAAUGCUAACUAUGUAUAUCACCACAAAUUUGAUGGCCGACCUGUUUUUUCGAACAGUUAAAGAUAAAUAGGCUUAAUAGCUAUGGGCAAAAAAUAUCAUACGACGCCACGUGUAAUUUUGGAUUGUAAUUGGUCCAGAGAUCUAUAAAACGAUACUAUUCGAGAGACUAGAGAUUAUACUCAGCUCACUUUGAUUCCUCUAAAAAACUCCAUUGGUUUCUUAAAGAGAUCUAAAUGGCGAUGUCAUUCUCAGGAGCUCUUCUCAGUGGGAUUGGUUCUUCUUUCCACACCGGAGGAGCCAAGCAGGGCGGUCUUGGCACCGUUAGAGUUGGCCGGAAAACUGAGUUCGUCGCCGUUGCUCAGCGCAAGAAGUCGUUGAUCUACGCCACCAAAGAUGGCGGCAACAUCCUCGACGACCUCAACGAAGCCACAAAGAGAGCUUCGGAUUACGUGACGGAUAAGACAAAGGAGGCGUUGAAAGAUGGUGAGAAAGCAAAAGACUACGUUGUUGAGAAAAACGCCGAAGCUGCAGAUACGGCGGCGGAUGAAGCUCAGAAAGCUUUGGACUAUGUGACGGAAAAAGGAAAAGAAGCCGGAAACAAAGCGGCUGAAUUUGCCGAAGGUAAAGCAGGAGAGGCUAAGGAUGCCACAAAGCCAUGAUUCAACGUCCACUUAACUAGUAGAUAUAUAUCGACCGUCCCUCUCUUCUUGUUUAAUAUCUUACGAUAAGAUCAGUUUGUUUUAACUUCUAUUCACCUUGGAAUAAAGAUAUGUUACGAAAAGUUCUAAAAGAAAAGAAAAAAUAAGGAUAUGUUUACUAAAGUUCUAAAAGAAAAGAAAAAAAUAAGGAUAUGUUACUUAAUAACUCACAUCAAGAGGUAUACCACUGCC
Thlaspi arvense is the source of this 904-nucleotide messenger RNA. The record is from the annotation of a GenBank genome assembly. Lineage: Eukaryota; Viridiplantae; Streptophyta; Magnoliopsida; Brassicales; Brassicaceae.